Coccidioides immitis RS is the source of this 534-nucleotide messenger RNA. RefSeq lists its product as uncharacterized. The coding region runs from base 1 to 534 and encodes 177 amino acids. The record is from RefSeq and is a predicted model, not a curated record. NCBI's taxonomy places the organism in Eukaryota, Fungi, Ascomycota, Eurotiomycetes, Onygenales, Onygenaceae. The transcript is spliced from 2 exons.
AUGGCAUUACCACUGAUGCGAAGCAUUCGAUCGAUGUGGGCGGCUUCGCAAACUGACGUCGAUCGGGAGCUGCAAGAUGUCUCACAUCUCCGAGGGGGGGAGAGGGGGCCCAAGCACUUUGGGAGAACCCGAUCAGACGGAACCUACAUAUUUCUGACCUGCCGAUACGGUGAACCGGAAAUGGAAACGUUACGUGCCUUUGAACAAUUUUUACAUCAGGGCUUUGACCCCAUGGAUCCUUCCGCUCUGCUAAUUGGCAUGGGUCUCACCUCCUUGGCAUCACAACGAGGGACCCCAGGCCAUAGUUAUGCUGUAUUUGUUGGUGCAGGGAGGAGGGAACUGGCAAGAUCCAUGCAUCCGGAUUCUCAUCCCAAGGUAACCAGGAGUCCCUUGAGCGGUACCGAGAAGAUGCUAGCCGUUCGAGAGAAGCAAACAGAAAUUAACUUUAGCCUGGGCCGCAAACGCCUAUCACAACUAUUUACGGCAGUUGUUCAGGAAAUUCCUGAUUAUAUUCUUCUGGGAGGGGUUGAGUAG